GGAAGCUGCACGCCUUCUCUGACAGGGAGGAAAGACUGAGUACUUCUACUGCUCACUAACAAGGAGGCAGCAAAAAGAGACGAAGAGGGAGAGACGGGAGAUAGUAAGAGGAGGGGGAAAAAAGUAUCCCUCCCCACCACUUAGAGAGACAGAGACAAGGAGGGAGGGAAAAACAAAAGGGACCAGUGAGGCUGGGGAGUGAGGAGAAGAAGGAAGCGGAUGGGAGAUAGUUGGAGGAGCUGCAAGACUGAUCAAUGAGCGGCUGAGAUUUCAGGAAGAAAUUUAGACUCAGCAAGAAAAGAGACAGAGAGGGGAGGCGAUGACAGGGAAAGAUUGAUGAAUGAGAGAUGGCUGCACAACAUCUGGAGAGAAAACGACUUAAAGAGAAAUAUUUAAGGGGAGACAGGGGCAUCUGGCAAAUUUCAUAAAGGAGAAGAAUAAAAAAUUUGGAGAAAGACAGGAGGGAAAGAGUGGGAAGAAAGGAAGAGCGGAUAGUGAAAUAUUUAAAAGACAGAAGCUUAAAGGGAGAUGAGCAGGGAGUAACUUCCAAAAACUUGGAGAAAAGAGAGAAUAAAUCAGAGGUGGUGGGGAAACUGUGCUCCUCCUUUUUCUUUUCUUUCUUUUUUUUUUUUUUAAUCCCUCUUCUUUAUAAAACUGAGGAGGAGAGGUGCAACCGAAGAAGUAGAAGGAGGAGAGACGGCAGUUUUCAAGACUUUUUCCUUAAAGUCCAGACAGAAAAAGAGAUAUAUAGGUAGAUAUUUAACUACAUGAAAGACAACUCUAUCCAAUGGCGUGCUACUACAUUGUGAUCAGUUCCACCCACCUCCAUGACGGACAGCUGAGGAGCAUCAAGGGGGUGUUCAGAGGACCAAUAGGAACAAACGGCCAAAAAAACACGGAGGAAGGGGACUCCAGGUAUUACUGCGAGCUGUGUGAUAAGCAGUAUGUGAGACACCAGCAGUACGAAAACCACAUCAACUCCUACGACCACCACCACAAACAGCGCCUAAAGGAACUGAAGCAGAGGGAGUUUUACAGAGCGCUGGCCUGCAGGAGGCAGAGGAGGCGCAGGGAGGAGAAGAAAGAAGAGAGAGUGCUGAGGAGAGUCCGUCAGCAUGACGAGAGGAGGACAGGACAAUGUGCUCCGGGUUCUGGUCCCAUGUUCCGUUCCACCACCGUGGCGGUCGACCCAGCCGAUCAAUCCCGACCAGACUUUGAGCGGAAGUGGGAUGAAAUCCACCCGAGCAGCGCCUCACUGGGAACAAAGUCUCAAACCCAGCUGAUCCAGCCCUGUCUUCCCCUGGACCCUGCACUGGAAACAAGACUCCUGAGCAGUACUCAGUGGGCAUACGACCAAAUGGAAGCCAACAACACUGCAAAUGUUGCGGCUGAGUCCUGCAUCCUCGACAGGACCCAUCUGGACUGCAAUCCCCUUACAGCCAACCACAUGAAGAAUCCUGAUAAUGAAAGCAUCCACAUCCCUGAGAAAACUUGGGGUCAUAAUUAUUUAAGUAACCCCAUAACUCCCAGUGACAUCCUGACAACUGCAACUAGCUCCACCUCUAAUGGUUCAGUAAUGGCAAGCUCCUGCAAGAGCCCCUCUACCACCACCAAUACCAACAACAUCAACAUUAAUAGCAGUAAAGCGGCGUCUACAGUCUCAGAUAUCCACUAUGUCCCCAGCAGAGUCCGACCUGUCUCCUUCUCGCUGCCUAAAAGGAGCUGUGUCCUCCUACACCAAUCAGCUGCCGUCUUCAUCCAAGCCGGUCAUGGCUCCGACUUGUCAAGAAAGCAAGAAGGCAUUACGGUACAAGAAAGAGCCAAAAACCUGGGAGAGAGACUCGCUGCUCAGCGGCUAAAAUCUGCAGACAUGGAUGAAGUACAUGUAGAUCACUGGGAUACUGGAAACCAGCACAACAUGGAAAGUAAAUCUGCAAUCCAGCACUCUGAAUCUGCUGAGAAAGGACCUGCGGGACUCUCUGGGACUGAAGCCCAGACUUCUUCAUGUAGUUCCAACGUGAUUAGAGCCGAGAACUCGAUCAUCAGUUGGAGUGGAGCCCAGCUGUCCUUAUGUAAGGACAAUGGGACUGGAGGUGGUGGUGAAAGUGGGACUGGAUCUCAUCUUUAUUUAAACAGUGUCAUGGCAGGACAGAUUUCUGACAGCUUGAGCACAGAUUCAGAACACCGAGGCGGUGCGGCUGAAGUCUGUGAUGUUGUAGACAAUCAGAAAGACUUUAGCCUGUCCCUAGAAGCAAAAGAUCUUCAGUGUCCGGCUAUAGAUGACGUUGUCAAGUCUGUUUCCAGUGUUUUAAAUGAGCCCAAAGAGUCUUCAAGUGAAACAACGCCCACAGAAUCAAUCUCCUCUCCAAACUGGGGUAAAACACCAACUUCCGUCUCUCUAAAUCGUCCCAAAGAGCCUUUCUGUCGUGUCCUGAGCAGAGAUGGAAGCAGAGUUCUUCUCUGGCCAACGGAGAUGGUCAACUACACCAAGACUUCCCCCUCCAUCUCCUUCAGCGUCAAUCCUUUACUGUACGACUUCAGAGCCCAUAAGGCCAAGGAAGGCGGUGCAGAAAAGAAAGGAGGGCUGGAGGAAGGGAGGGAGAGAAUAAAGCCAUCUGUGAUCAAACAACCCAACUGCCAACAGAGGCAGAAAGAUAUGGAGGGAGGAAGGGAGGUUAGGAUAGAUGAAAGGGAAGAAGAGGAUGAAGGAGGACAGGCAGGAAAUCCUGUGGACGUUUCAGACCGUUGUAGCGGCAGCGAUGCAGUUCUGGAUCGCUCCGGCUGCCACGAUGAAAGCGCUUCAAAAUUUGUUCCUGUUUCGGCAGGAUGCCACCAUGCACCAAAGCUGGGCCUUCAAAAAACAGGGGGGAGGCGGAGGAGGAGAAGGAGAAGGGGAGGGUUGAGGAAAGGAAUAAGAAAGAGAGGGAAGAGAAAAAGAACAGAAAGGGGAAGGAGGAUAAUAAGUACUCUUUGUUUGAAUCAGAUGUUUGAAGGGAGAGAAGAGAGGUUGAAAAGAGAGGGCGCUACAAAAGAGGAGAGAAUAGAAAAACAGCUAUUAAGUAAUCUUGCUGCAAAUCGGCUGGUGGGAGGGAGAGAAAAGAGGAUGAAGGGAGAGGUGAAAAGGAUAAGAGGAGAUCAGGCAGAGCGAGAGAGGGGAGGUAGAAAUGAUGAGAAGGGGGGAGAACUAUUAAGUAAUCUUCCUGUGAAUCGGUGUAAUCGGUGUAACCAGCUGUGUCUGCAGGUGAAAAGGGAGGCCAGUCAGCAUCAAUCCCAGCAAUCAGCCUCUGGGUGGGGCCAGGGGCUCAGAAAGCUCCUCUGCAGGAGUGCAGCAUUCAACUCCGUGAUUAGCCCCGUCCCAGAGUCUGUUAUAGAGAUGCCAUGCUGUCCUGCAAUUACACCCAACCCUGCUGAGAGUGGCAGAGGGAUGGGGGAGAUACACAAAAAUACGCAGGCAGGGAAGGAGGAAGAGAAGGGAGAUGAGGAGCAAAGGAAUCUGAGGAAGGCUGAGAUAAGAGCUGCUCAGAAUGCUGAAGACAACAUUUGUAAUCUGGCGAUUAGCGGUGUUACUUUUCCCUGUCGAGACACAGCAAGCGAGGAAGAAAUUUGUCUUGGUCCUAAACCUCACAAGGAAACAGCGUGCGAUCCAGAGAUUAGCCCAGUCCCUGGUCUCUUUAGAGAAACAGCGUGUAGUCAAAAACAAACAAUACCUGCAGGACACGGCAACGCUAUGAUAGGCCAGACCUCACACUGGUCUGCACGACAGACAGAAACAGAGCAGAGAAUUAGAUCAGCUUGCACAGACGAGACCCUCUCUGGCGAUGUGCUUUCAAAGACGCCGCAGAGAGCAGCAACAGCCAACAAGAGGAAGGCGGCAUUGCUGGAGGCAGCAACACCGAGGAAGAGACGGAGAAGAGGAAGGAGACGGACGAGGAGAGCCAUCAGCGUAAUGCAAAGAAAUCAUGCUGGCUUGACCUCUGACCCCAGCACAGAUCAGCCCAGUUGCAUUCAGGAACUGAGCAGCAACCACGAUGACACGCGUGUGGAUAACUGCCACGCUCCAACAGCUGACUGUCGUUCUUUUUGCAGAACAAAACACCCUGUGUGCCAUAUCUCAAACAACAGGGUGGAAACAUUCAGCUGUAACACCGCUGACAAACUCCAUGAUGACUGCUGUUGUGACGACAGUGAAGGCUGCAGUCGGUGCCGCUUUGAUCCCUCUGGAAGCUUGGAAAAGGUGAAACAUUUCAGCGACUGUCACACCUGUGACAAACAAACUGAGAGCAGUCAAGACAACGAAACGUGGAAUGAAGAUGAGCAUAAUGAUUCUACCAUCUGCAGAGAUUUGUGUGACAAUCCUUGCAACACAAACUUUGACAAGGAUUGUUGUGUGCACAUGACUGAUCAGAGAAAUAAACCUCUCUGGAAGUCUACAGACACACCAGUAGAUUUACACUCUACUAAUGACCCAAAUGCUGACCAAUCUAUGUGUACAAACAAGGACACAAACAACUCUAAAUCUACAACAUCUCAAAAUAAUGACUUAACCUGCAAAGCCAUUAACAUGUUAAAUUACAUUUCUGAUUUUAACGAUAGAAGUAACAAAAAUGAUCAUAUUGUGGAGGGUAAAAACACCCCACAGUGCCACAUUCAACAGAAAAACACAGUCUCUGAUUCAGGAAUUGAUUAUAAAACCUGCAGGGGUGUACAGCGUGACAGAAGCAGUGGUGAUGGCACCGAUGCCGGUCAGUGUGAUGGUUUUAACAGUAAUCUUGAUUGUAAUCGCUGUGGUAACGCUGUUAAUGACACCAGAAAUGAAGGAGAGCAUGUUGCGCUUUCAAGGGAGCGGGGGGAUGGAAUGAUCAUGGAGAAACAGACAAAUGGGGAUGUGGAGAAACAGCUAGAGUGGAAAAGUAUAAAGGAGAAGCAGGAGGAGUGGGAGAAGGAGUGGGUGAGGAGGAAGGAAAAGGAGAGGGAAAGAGAAAGAAGGAAGGAGAUGGAAUUUGAGCAUUUUUUUCCAGAGAAGAGGCAGUGCUUUCCUCGUCACCUCCCCCCACAGUGUAUCCCUCUCCCUGCUCCUCUCCUCCUCCAGCCACCACUCUCUUCAACCUCCUCCUCCUCUUUCUCCCUCCACCACACCAUCAUCCAACAUAACCUCUCUCUUCUCCCUCCUCCAUCGCACCUACCUGUCCCCUCCUACCCUCACUUCCUUCCUUCUUUCUCCCCUCAUCUCUCUCCUCUUGCUCUCAAUCCACCUCCUGCUCCUCCACUACCUCUUCCUCCCUCUUUCUACACCUCCCCCAUCUCAUUCCUGGACACCCCUGGUCCUUAUCCCUUAGCAGCAGCAUUUCAUCCCGUACAGAGUCACCAUCCAUCUUUGUACCCUCCUCCACAUCCAGCAGUUGUGCCUUUACAGGUGUUGUUCUGAAGACUUUAAAAAAUAAGUUCUCAACAAAGGUAAAAUCUCCCACUUUCAAAGGAAAACUAUGUGUCAGUGCCUGCAUAUCACAGCCAGGAUGACAAGCAAAUUAUACCAAUUUUGGAAGCAUUUAAAAAGGAGAACGAAACGGAUCCUUCUUUAAGCUGAACCAACAGCAACCUCAGCACGCCGUCCAAACACUCAAGUACAAAUUCACACAUUUGAGAAGGAAAAAAAUAAAUAAAUGAGCACUAAUUAUCCUCAUCAGCCACAAUCCCGCUCUAAAUGAGCCUCAGGUGUGCCGCCAGCGGGAUCGUGCUGGGGAUACACAGCUGCGCUCGUUUCCCUCGGCAGAAAUCAGUCAAAGCCUCCGUUUUGCAUUUUAAACCAGUGAUUUGCUUGCAAGCCAUGUUCGAAAUUUGUGUGACGUUAAAAGGAAAAAAAAAGAAAAGAAAAGAAAUCGCCCUUGUACACUUUCAAAUAUCUUGACUCUGUGAUAAUAAACAGAGGCUGUUUGUCUUGCAGAAAUUUACAUUUUUCCCUUGAGAGCUUCAACUUCAGUUGGUGAUUAUCCGGUCACACAACUGCAACAGAGCCAGAUGUGCAAAUAUCACAAGAAAUCUGAGCAGCAAAGCCUCUUUACAGCAUUUGAAAGUUAGAGGUGAAUAAAAAAUAAUGUUAAGAAGAAACUUAGCUAAUUGAACACAUUAAUGUUUCACACUUUCACAGAUCAUGACAAGUCAUGCUUUAAUUGGCUUGUUUGAAGCAAAGACCACAAGUUUAAAACUGAGUAAAAUCUGGUUGUGUGAGGUUAAAAAAAUAAGGAACUUACCAUGCAAAUGUAGGCUGCUCCUCAUCUCUGCUGAAAGCUAAAAGCUUGAGGGUAAAUUAGCCACUACUGCCACAGCAUACCCAAAUAUCUGCUAGGUCCAUCUGCAGCCACAUUGCUCUGUAGGGGAUGUUGGUAACAAAGUCCAACAAGGAAGUAAAAUCAUUAGAUAUAAAAGAUGAUAUUUCUGGAUCCACUGCAAAGGUUUCUCAAAAUUGUCCACUAUGGUUCAAAGUUAAACAUGUUAAAUCAGUGAAGCACACAGUUAGGAUAGCAAUAAGAAGAUAUAAUAUGAAUGCUAGCCAGUCAGGAUGAUCAGGAAGGACAGUGAAAAGUAAUUAUUCAGAGCCACCUAGAAAAAUAUACAUCUGACAUGUCAGCAAACCAAACCUGGGGCCUCAUUUAUAAACAAGCUUUGAUCUUUAGUACAAAUCAAGUAAAAUAGUGUGAGUUUUGGAAAUUAUUUUACAACCCUGGCAAACAAAGAAUCUCCACUAUUGGCAGUGCUACUUCAGUUAUUAAUUUUUAGUGAAAGAAAAAUAUAAAUCACAGGUAUGAUACAAAAUGAUGUUUCAAUGAUCAGAUUGGGGUCACAAUUAAAGAAUUUUCAGUUAUCAGUAUCUGUUUAAUCAGACUUCAAUUCAGAGCUGUUUAUUUCAGCAGUGUAAGAUAAUUAGCACAUAGCUAAUUAGCAUAUUAAUACAGAUGGGCAUUACCAAGUUUCUCAACGUACAUAUCAACAAGUCAUCCAGUAUACACGCAACAGUAUUCUCACUGCAUGAAUGAAACAAAUCCAACUUACAAACAUUACAAAAUCAGUGGUUAACUGAGUAAUAAUGACAUAGGCUAACAGCAUGUUUAAGUAGGAAAAGAGCAUGAUGCGUUCAGGGUUAUUACAGAAGAAAAAGCUGCGUUAUGGUCAUUACUUUAACAGUCCCUGUCUGAGAUUAUAUGCUUGUUUCAAGUUUUUUGUUUUAGUUUGUGUGUGUGUGUGUGUGUUUGUUUUCUACAACAUUACAUUAAGUGUUAGAAGGAUGGUCAAAUAAACACUGUUUUUUAUUUUUAUCUUUUUUUUUUGUCAAAAUAGUUUUGUUUGAAAAUAGAAAAAA
Molecule: messenger RNA, 7354 nt
Organism: Melanotaenia boesemani (Boeseman's rainbowfish)
Lineage: Eukaryota; Metazoa; Chordata; Actinopteri; Atheriniformes; Melanotaeniidae
Exons: 5
Coding region: 788-5425 (1545 amino acids)
Cellular component (GO): nucleus
Source: RefSeq, a predicted model, not a curated record